Molecule: messenger RNA, 1902 nt
Organism: Aspergillus homomorphus CBS 101889
Lineage: Eukaryota; Fungi; Ascomycota; Eurotiomycetes; Eurotiales; Aspergillaceae
Product: MOSC domain protein
Exons: 3
Coding region: 454-1686 (410 amino acids)
Molecular function (GO): catalytic activity; pyridoxal phosphate binding; molybdenum ion binding
Source: RefSeq, a predicted model, not a curated record
GCUUUGUGUCCCGACUUCCGAGUACCGGUUAGAACUUAGUACUACCUACUAUCUAUCUACUUCCUAUUGCACCACUCCUGGCCCCUGGCCUGCUCGCAACGCCUCGAUUCUAUGACUACCUGGUAGUAGUAGCAGUAGCAUUUACGCUCCAUGUUGGCACUGCUGGCGAAGAUAUGACCUACAUUGCUCACCUAACUACAUCAUCCACAAUAACUUCCUAUCAUUGAACUCCAGUUUCAUCCAUCCUGAUCCGUCGUGCUCAAAACACCGCGUCUUAGUCAGACUGGUACAUGCCUGAGCUAACUAAUCAGCACGUGCAGUCCGUCUCCGCACUAAUUCUCCCCAACAUGUCGCCCUCCACACUGAUUCAAGGGAGGAAGGCCUUCCUGUCCAUAUGGAGCAGUGAUUGAAGCAUCAACCCAAAUAUCCUCUAUAGCCAGCCAACCCACAGCCAUGCGCAUUAGCCAGCUGUACACUUACCCCAUCAAAUCUAUUCGGGGGACUCCCCUCUCCUCCGCCACCGUCACCCGAACGGGCUUUCUCUAUGAUCGCCGGUUCAUGCUUCUCAAGGUUCUGGAUGAUGGCACCCUCGAGAACAUGCACAUUCCGGUCUUCCCGGAGAUGUCCCUUUUCUAUACCGAUAUAAUCUACCCUAGUGAGGAUGGGACAGAACCAGGACACAUUGUGGUGACGUAUCGGCCGGCUGUAGGCGCAUCGAUUGAUGAAAAUGGCAAACCAAGCCGCAUCCUCCGCCUUCCCCUCAGUCCCGAUACGCGAGGACUGGACGAGCUGACCAUCGUGAUGCAUCGGAGUCCCACAAAGGGAUAUAAUAUGGGCCCGCAGUAUAAUGGUUGGUUCAGCGAGUGGUUCGGGUUUCCAGUCGUGCUGGCCUAUCUGGGACCACAUUCGAGGGGGGUCUUGGGCAGUUUUGCGCCGACAAAAAGUGCGGCGCAUACCGAGGCGAUCAAAAAGGGAAAGCCCGGAAAUAGAAAGGGAAAUUCUAAAGGCGAGGGCGUUCUAACCGUUGGGACAGUAAGUGGAAUUGCUGGGGUAACGCUUUUGUUUAAUCUUUUGGUGGGCUUGGGUGCGACGGGUGAGAGCACAAGGCUCGGAAUGUCAAGUGCGGCGGUGGCGGUCGCAUUACUGGUGGUUGUGCUUGGAGGGAUGGCUGUCUAUGCUCGAGUCAAUUCGAGAAGAGAAGAAGAGGAACACAUCACUUUUGCGGAUACGGCCCCGUAUCUGCUGGUGUCAGCGACGUCGGUGGACAACGUGUCGGAGCGGCUAGAAGGGAACCUGAAAAUGGAUGUCACCAAGUUUCGCCCAAACAUCGUGGUAGCUGGCGCAAACGAGGCCUUCGAGGAGGAUUUCUGGGCGGAGGUGGUGGUUGGGUCUGACGAGGAAAGAAAAACACGGCUGCUGUUGACGGCCAACUGUAUUCGGUGUCAGAGUCUCAACGUCGACUAUGCGACGGGCGCAAUGGCACAAGGAAAAACGGGUAAUGUGUUAAAGAAACUGAUGAAAGAUCGUAGGGUCGAUAAGGGAGCGAAGUAUAGUCCAGUCUUCGGUCGGUACGUCUUCCUUGACGGUGACUCCGAGGGUCAGAAGGUGCAGGUGGGUGAUGAGGUGGUGGUCGCUCGACGAGUAGAGGAACGAAUGGUUUACGACUGGCCUGGGUUGACCAAUUGAGACUUUUGGUUGGGGGCCCAGAGUACGAACAGGAAAUGAGAAUCAACGUGGACCAUCAUUCAUCGAUGAUAUAUCUCGGGGUAUUAAAGUCCGGUUCCUGAAUGAUCCCAUGGUACAACAGCAGGUCAACUGGUGAUAGCAAAAUUCAGUUCAGAAUAAGGUAUUACAAGUAGAUAGUAUGAUCAGCACUGCAUACCUGUCUCGAGCCGAAGUUCC